Messenger RNA from Cylindrotheca closterium, 273 nucleotides. Lineage: Eukaryota; Bacillariophyta; Bacillariophyceae; Bacillariales; Bacillariaceae. The record is from the annotation of a GenBank genome assembly.
AUGCCCAGUUCUCCACCCUCGUCCUCUACCAGACGAAAAUCUGCCAGUCGUGGAUCGAGUAACAAACAUCGUCAUUCGCCCUCAAGCAGCCGCCAUCGUUCUUCCUCGACCGGUAGGAGUAACAGCCCUGAUCUAACUUCCCCGCAUCGAUCCAGGCGCAGUGGAUCAACCAGGAAUCCUCCUCCUGCUGCUCCUGCUGCUCCUGCUGCUCCUGCUGCUCCUGCUGCUCCUGCUGCUCCUCCUGAUUCCAAACAUUCCAACAAAAAACUUUGA